This is a messenger RNA of Naumovozyma dairenensis CBS 421, 1971 nucleotides long. RefSeq names its product arginine--tRNA ligase MSR1 (gene MSR1). Gene Ontology annotation, biological process: mitochondrial translation; arginyl-tRNA aminoacylation. NCBI's taxonomy places the organism in Eukaryota, Fungi, Ascomycota, Saccharomycetes, Saccharomycetales, Saccharomycetaceae. The transcript has a single exon. The coding region runs from base 1 to 1971 and encodes 656 amino acids. The record is from RefSeq and is a predicted model, not a curated record. Gene Ontology annotation, molecular function: ATP binding; arginine-tRNA ligase activity. Gene Ontology annotation, cellular component: mitochondrion; cytoplasm.
AUGCUAUUUUCAAUGUUCUUCAGACCUCUUUCCUUAUCAUUAUCGAUUUCCUCACGUCUGUCCACUUUUCUCACUAGGUGUCAGCAUUUCAAUAAAUAUCAUUUACUUCAUCGCCGUACAAUAUUAAGCAUAAGACAGCAAGGAAGAACAAUGUCAACUAAAAAUAUCACUGCACAAUUACAAAAGCUUGCCAUCAAGGAACCAAAGGCCAUCGAAGGUUCUCAUCCUGAUGUUAAUGUCGUUGAUUUAAUGAGAAAUUAUAUUUCCCAGGAGUUAAGCAAAAUUUCUGGUGUCGAUGAAGCUUUAAUUUUCCCAGCUCUAGAAUGGACUAACACUUUAGAAAGAGGUGAUUUGUUAAUCCCAGUUCCGAGAUUAAGAGUUAAAGGUGCUAAACCAAACGAUUUAGCUGCUGAAUGGGCUGAAAAAUUCCCAUGCGGUGAAUUUUUAGAUAGAGUGGAAGCCAACAAGGCAUUCUUACAGUUCUUCUUCAAACCACAAUUUUUAUUUAAUGUCGUCAUUCCAGACGUUUUGAAUAGAAAAGAUGAAUAUGGUUCAUGUAACUUAGGUGAUAACAAGAAAGUUAUCAUUGAAUUCUCUUCUCCAAAUAUUGCUAAACCAUUUCAUGCUGGUCAUUUAAGAUCAACUAUUAUUGGUGGGUUCCUUGCUAACCUUUAUGAAAAACUUGGAUGGGAUGUUAUUAGAAUGAAUUAUUUAGGUGACUGGGGUAAACAAUUCGGGUUGUUAGCCAUUGGUUUCGAAAGAUAUGGUAGCGAAGAAGCAUUAGCUAAGGAUCCUAUUCAUCAUUUAUUCGAAGUUUAUGUCCGCAUCAACAAAGAUAUCGAAGAAGAAGGUGACUCUUUACCUUUAGAAGAAUCUACCAACGGUAAAGCCCGUGAAUACUUCAAGAGAAUGGAAGAUGGUGAUGAAGCUGCUCUAAAAAUAUGGAAAAGGUUCCGUGAGCUAUCUAUCGAAAAAUAUAUCGAUACUUAUGCCCGUUUGAAUAUCCAAUAUGACGUAUACUCGGGUGAGUCUCAAGUCUCUAAGGAAUCUAUGGAAAAGGCCUUACAAAUCUUCAAAGAAAAGGGACUAACACACGAAGACAAGGGUGCUGUUCUAAUCGAUUUGACUAAAUUUCAAAAGAAACUUGGUAAAGUAAUUGUUCAAAAGUCAGAUGGUACCACUCUAUACUUAACCAGAGAUGUUGGUGCCGCCAUGGACCGUUAUGAAAAGUAUCAUUUUGAUAAGAUGAUCUACGUUAUUGCAUCCCAACAAGAUCUACAUGCCGCCCAAUUCUUCGAAAUUUUGAAACAAAUGGGCUUUGAAUGGGCUAACAGAUUACAACAUGUUAAUUUCGGUAUGGUUCAAGGUAUGUCUACUAGAAAAGGUACCGUCGUCUUCUUAGAUAACAUUUUGGAAGAAACUAAAGAAAAAAUGCAUGAUGUCAUGAAAAAGAAUGAAGUCAAAUAUUCUCAAAUUGAAAACCCAGAAGAAGUUGCUGACUUAGUCGGUAUUUCCGCUGUCAUGAUUCAAGAUAUGCAAUCGAAACGUAUUAAUAACUAUGAGUUCAAAUGGGAAAGAAUGCUUUCGUUUGAAGGUGACACUGGUCCUUACUUACAGUAUGCACAUUCUAGAUUGAGAUCAGUGGAGAGGAAUGCUUCUGAAAUCACUCCAGAAAAGUGGUUAAAAGCUGAUUUCAGUUUGUUAACUGAACCAGCUGCUUUGUUACUUGUUAGAUUACUGGGUCAAUAUCCGGACGUCUUAAGAAACGCAAUCAAAACCAACGAACCUACCACAGUUGUCACAUACUUAUUCAAGUUAACUCAUCAAGUGUCCUCAUGUUAUGACGUCUUAUGGGUUGCUGGUCAAACCGAAGAAUUGGCUACUGCUCGUCUUGCUCUUUAUGCUGCUGCUAGACAAGUUUUAUAUAAUGGUAUGCGUCUGUUAGGUUUAACUCCAGUUGACAGAAUGUAA